Messenger RNA from Microplitis mediator, 4925 nucleotides. RefSeq lists its product as uncharacterized. The coding region runs from base 852 to 1670 and encodes 272 amino acids. The transcript is spliced from 3 exons. Gene Ontology annotation, molecular function: protein heterodimerization activity; protein homodimerization activity. Lineage: Eukaryota; Metazoa; Arthropoda; Insecta; Hymenoptera; Braconidae. Gene Ontology annotation, cellular component: mitochondrial outer membrane. Gene Ontology annotation, biological process: intrinsic apoptotic signaling pathway in response to DNA damage; extrinsic apoptotic signaling pathway in absence of ligand; regulation of apoptotic process. The record is from RefSeq and is a predicted model, not a curated record.
GGAAAUGUAAGUAAAGGUAUAAACAGUAUAAGUAAGAAUACAUUACCAGCAAGCCCGACAUAUAUACACAGUUUAAGUAGAAGUAGGGAUGAAACCUGAAUGAUCCAUAGAACCUGAUGUAGUUGUGUAGUCUACGUCAGUGCGGCAGAGGGAGUAUGAGCCUACAGCAGCAGCAGCAGCGGUGGCGGCGGCAUCAACAGCAGCAGCAAUAGCAACAGUCAGAGCCAGCUUGUUGGUAAGAGAGACUUGUGAACGGUGGGAAACGGUGACUAGGUGGGGGUUACUGCUUCGGAAAUGGCCGCGGGAAAGUAGAGAGCGGUGAGCGAAAAAAAAAAUAGUUUUUUUAAUUAUUUUUUCCUCCACAUUAUUCACUGUGUGAGCAUAAUCUCCUCGUGAGCAGGCGGUUUUUCGCCGGGAUGCUGCGGUACUGGCGGCUGCUCUGAGCUCUCAGGAAAGGAAUACUGAAGAAGUGAACAAGUACUUGCAAUAUUUGUGUAUGUGUAUCUAUAUGUAUAUGUGUGUAUACACUGGACACGAGAAAGAGAAGAUAAGUCAGACGUAGAGCACAAGUUGCGAUAUCUGAAGCUCCAGGGUGAAGGGUUUUCUGUGUUGUGUGUGAUCGUGUCGUAUUAAAUUUUCCCACAGUCAGCCAACGGUUUGACGGUUCGCUUACGACUUCCUGGACGUAUCGUGGGCAACUUUUUAUUUAUUUAUUUUUUUAAUUACCUGACAAGAUCUAGUUCUGGUUAGACGGCAGUUACGAAGGUGUCUACUUGUACUGUUCUGUUUAGUUUAGUUUUACAAUUAUUAUUUAAAUAAUUACUGUAUUUUGGAGUAAGUUGUAUCAAGAGAUGGCCGGUGACAGUACGACGAACAAUGAAAUUGGAGAGGGGGACGAGCAGGGUGCGUCAGCAAGGGGGGAACGGCAUUCCAGAGUGGGCGGCAUUCUGGAAUGUGAUCCCCCCGGUAACAGGAAUUCUCUGAGUAUGAGCGACCAAGCCAACGAGAACACCGACGACGACGGUGUUUGUCGCUAUGGUGCUAGUCCAGCUAAUUCAGAGAUGUCUUUCAUUGAAAUUUGCCAGAUCCGACUACAAAAUUUCUUCCCACACUUCGCACCACCUUCAUCACGAUAUGGAAUUUGUGAUGACUCCGUUGAACUGACGGCAGAAGUAUUGGCAAAUGACGUGAUAAGAUAUUUACUUAAAGAAGACAUGUACCUAAUAUCACAAGAUUCAAUAUCACGCAGUAUGCGUCAUAAUGUCUAUCAAAUGUUAAAUAAACACAGUAUCCUAUUUACAAGUAUGGUGAAUCGGCUUAAUGUCGUACCUGACACAGCAUACGAGGCUUUCACGGGAGUUGCUGAUGAACUAUUUCUUCACGGCGAAAUAACAUGGGCUAAAAUAGUCUGUUUGUAUGCAUUUAUGGGAAGACUGGCGCUGUGGGCCAGAGAUGGCAGGAUGCAUGCAUUGAAACAAAAAUUACCACUUUAUGUGUCGAGGUAUAUCGGCGAAGCGAUUGCACAUUUCAUAAAAGGCUAUGGAGGAUGGGAACAAUUGUGUAUAGAGUAUCCAGUUGCUGAAGAAGUUAGUGGCGCAGUGUGGAGAAGUCUUCUUAUGACUGGAGCAACGCUUAGUCUGGUCGCUACUAUUUUAACUGUCACAGCUUGAACAGUCCGAUGAUUGUAGAUGUGAAUUAUGUUCUAGGGGUUUGUAUAAAAUUAUAUAAAAUGCUCGGAUUUUCUUUUUAGUUUUGUAUAGUAAUUUUAAUACUUUGUUCUGCUAACGUCCAGUAAUUAAAAUAUUAAAAUCAGAUCACGGGAAUACUUCCUCAGGCAACUAAGAAAACAAUUAUGAAAUUACAGGAAGGUAAAAGCCCCUCUACCCGCUCACUUUUCAUUGGAGUGAGAUUAAAUCACUCAAUAUAAAUUAAUAAAUAAAAUGAAAAACCAAAUUUUUUUUUAUAGUUAUUUUUUGAAGUUUCGAGUAUUAGAAUAAAAUUUUAGUUUGAAGAAUAAUGUUGAUAAUUAAUUAUUAUUAAGUUUUUAAAUAAAAUCCUUGAGUGCACCCAUAGUCGCUCACUAAAAGUUGUGAUGUACCAUUACUCGACCAACACAUGGCCCUAUAGUCGCUCAAAGACAAUAUCAAUUAAACUAUGAUAAGUUUAUUGAUUUGGACAAAUAAUUUAUAAAUUAUACUACUUUAUUCUUUCAUAAUAUAAAAUUUCAUGAAUUUUAAAAAUGUAUUUAAUAAGAUAUAGUUUUAACAAUUCUUAAAAAAUUUGACGUAACCUAAAUUUAAUCUAACGAAUGAACGUUAAAGUAAAAAUGCCCGGCUGAGCGCGAUUUUGAAAACAGUCAUUUAAUUUAAAUUUAUAAUCUAUUAUAAAAUAAUUUGAUACAUCAUAUUUUAAUAUAUUUAGAUUCACAAAUAAUUAUUUAUCAAUAAUAAUAUUUUUAGUUGUAAUUUUUUUUUAUAAAAAUUAUAAAAAAACGCCUUAAACAGUUAAAGUGAGCGACUAAUGCUACUGAGCGGGUACAGGCUUUUACCUUAGUUGAAUUUAAAGAAAGAAUUUGCUGAUUUUAAAAAAUAAAGACAAGAAGACUGAGGGUGACUUUAGUUUUUUUUAAAGCUUACUUUGUAGGAAAUAUUUCUUUAGCUGAUUUCGGUAGCUUAUUUAUUGAUAGAUUGUCAGAAGAAACGAAUGUUGUUUAUGGACAAAAAAAAAGAAAUGUGUGAAGCAUAAAGAAUUUUGAAUAGAAGUUUUAAAAAUUAAAAUUACAGUGAGCAGCUUUUUAUUUUUAAAUGUCAAUCUUCUGAUGUCUUUACUGGAUUUUCAAAAUCAAAUUUUAUUUUUAAAUUUUCUUAUUUCACUUAUUUUUGGUUGCUACGCAAAUAAUGACUUCUUAAAGGUGUCAUUUUUAAGAAAUCUUAAUUAAGAGUUCUUGAAGACUCCAUAAAUAAGACGUCAGUUUUGUGACGACUAAAUGUAUUCUUUUUUAAACUUCUUUAUGAAGUCAAAAUUAGGAGCUCCUUAAAGACGUCAUAGUAAAUUCAUCCUGCAGUCUUAUUUGCGAAGUCAGAAAAAAUAACUCUUUUUAAAAACGUCUUACUGAGUUCACUAGGCGGCUUAUUCGACAUCUUGAGAACUUUUUAAAGACUUCUUUAAGAUGUUGAUAAGACGUCCAAAUCAUAAAUAGGAACUCAUUCAGGACUCAUCAAAACGUCAUUUUGCUAUCUGGGUAUCAGAAGAAAAAAAAAUAAAUAAAAUGAAAGCUUAAAUUCGAGCGUAGAUUUAAAAACUUACAAACCUCUGAAUGUUGACAACAAAGUAAUAAUUUAAAUUUAUUUUUAAAAAUAAAAAUAAUAAAUUGUCAGAUUCAUAGAUUAUCAUUAUGUAAUAUAAUCAUUGGGCUUUACCGUUUUAUAAAAUUAACGUAAGAUUAAAAUAAAAUAAUCUAUUUAAUAAUUAAAUUAAUCAAAAAUAAAAAAAAAGAUGACAAAUUAAUGGCGUACUUAUAUUCUGUGAUGAUAUUUCUAAAAAUACAAAACGAAUACAGAUAGCGUGAGAAUAAACAGUUAUAUACGUAAUUUUUUAUACAAAUGAAAAACUAAAUAAAUAUAGAAUAUAAUGAAAAUCACAUUUGUAACUUGAACUUUUGUCAAGACGACAAACGAUAAAUUUUAGUACAUAAUUUAUGAUAAAGAAAAAAAAAUAUUUAAAGUAUUAUCUUAACAAUUGUGAACUCAGCAAUGCAAAUAUAUUUUUUUUUAAUUUAAAUAUCUUAUAGUAUGAGAAUAUGAAUUAAUUAUUCUCAGUUUUUUAACUAAUUAAUUUAAUAAAUUAAUCAAUUAUUUUGGAUUUGAAAUGAAAAUUAUAUUCAAAAUUGUAUUUAGACCUAUAAAGUAGUAUUGAUAACUACUUUAUUAUUCGUAAUGUAAGGGUGUGGUGCAUCCCUACAGAGAAUUUCUUUACAUUAUAAAAUCUCACAAAGUUUUUCCCUACACGAAUCAACUCUACAGAUAAAUUUUACAUCGCAACAAUUCUACAGAAGAUUAUUUUCUCAUCGUUCCAUCUCUGCAUGAGAAUAUCUCUCAUAUUAAAAAUCUUUACAGAGAUAAACUCUACAGAGAUCACCUCUAGAGCGAUCAUUUUUACAUGGCGGUAAAUUCAGACAAUAGAACUUUUGUUUUGACAUUUUAUUAAUAAAGUUGGUUUGUUAUAUAAAAGAAAGAAUGAAUGAAAGUGAAAUUAAAUUAUUUAAAUAUUACAAAAGUGACGGCUCAUCCCGACACAAAUAAAAUAUAUCAAUAAAAUGUAAAAAUAAAAAUUCUACUGUUCGAACUUAGCGCCAUGUAAAAAUUAUCGCUGUAGAGUUGAUCCUGAAGAGACUUUUAAUAUGAGAGAUGUUCUCAUGCAGAGAUGAAACGAUGAGAAAAUAAUCUUCUGUAGAGUUGUUGCGAUGUAAAAAUUUAUCUGUAGAGUUAAAUCGUGUAGGGAAAAACUUUGUGAGAUUUUAUAAUGUAGAGAAAUUAUCUGUAGGGAUGAACCAACCCCAUUAUAUAAUACUAGUAUUUAGUAUUAAAAAUUAAUGGUUUUUUAAAAUGAAUAUAUAAAUAUAUGUUUGAAAGCCAAAUAAGAAUCUCAAAAUUGUAUUGAAUUUAGGUAGAUGCAAACUAUUUGUAUUUAUUCAAUAAUUUAUUUUAGGUAGAAAAUAUAUAAAAUAAUAAAUUUAAUUUACAACAAUCAAAUUUAUUUAAAUAAAAAUGUAUCAAGAUUAUUAUAAUUAAUCGUAAUUGUAAUCGUUAAUUAUCGAUCUUUUUACAUUUUUUUCAUAUUGAUUUGGAUAAUAUCAAUAGUAACUUACACUUUAACACUUUUGUUAUCGUGAAUUAUUAUUUUAAUUAAAAAAUAUUUGAAACAAA